GUGUGUGUGUGUGUGUGUGUGUUCCUCUAUAUAUCCUAUCAUCAACAAUAGGCUUGAAGAGUUGGGGACAAUCUGCAAAUUAGAUCCUGGGAAAUAAUCUGUUAUCAUGCAUCCCUAGUAGGCUGGGUACACUUGCUGUUUAUGCUAGCUGUUUUGCUAGCUAGGUAGUCGGGCUAGCAGUAAAAUUGAGGUGCUCCAUCAACAAUUGUGUGGUAGAUUUUGGGUCUGCACACACAAGAAGGUUAGGAACUAUUAAUCUGGAACAUAUAUAAUGAUUCCCUAUGGUAGGAUUGAUCAUUUUUAUUCAUUAAGAGUGCCUUUUGGUGCUGUCCCACUCAUCCAAAACCAUGCUGUCCCACCCACCCAAACACAGUUUGGGUGGGUGGGACAAAAUAAAAAUAGCCUAAUUCCAUAAAUGUAAACAUAAUCUUAACAUUUUUUUCUGAUUUUAUUGUAGAAGUGCAUCAAAUUCAUGUUUCCAGCAAAUAUUUCUGCAAUAUCUUGGCGAAAACAUUUUUAUAACCUUAUGAUCAUAACAAUCAAAAUCAUUUCAUUCCAUUUUCCUCACCUUGGGUUAUGCAGGGUCAACUUCCUGACUGAUGUUGGCCCCGCCCCCACAUGUGACAUCACACCAAUGAGUGUAAGCAACUCUGAUAAUGUGGUUUCACAGCAAGGCUCAGCAAAAAAAAAAGGUUUUAUUUUCAAUGACCACUCACCCUGAAUUAAUAAGUUCGAACCUAAAUUUGAUAAUUCGAAUAUCAUUAAUAAUUAAUUAAUACUAUUAAUAAUGUUGUAUAUCAUGGCGAAUCCCGUUCGGGCGGAGAUGGCUCGCGCACAAGCCGGGCCAGGACGCAGCGACGGAGGGAGAGGCGCAGACGGAGGAGCCCGCUGCGCCAACACCACUCACUGCGCUGUCUGCGAUGUGUGACCUGUUCGGGGAGACAUACAGGGAGAGUAUUGCACCUGCUGCCUCCCUGCACUGCCUACCCUUUUUGAAGAAGAGAUGAAACGUUACCAGAAUGAGACACCACUACAAGCCGACCAGGAUCCACUGUUGUGGUGGAAAACUACGCACUGAAGUAUCCAGACAUUGCUCAGAUAGCGAGGCAGAAGUUGAUCAUACCUGGCACUUUAGUGAGUGUCAUGAGUCUGUGUUCCCAGUGUGUCUCCCCUCCCCCGUGUCUGUGUCUCCUCUCUCCUAGGGGCGGGUCCAGUGAGCCAGCAGGUGUGCAGGCUACGCACCUGUUCCUCAUUCUCAUCAGUCUCAGUUAAAGCCCGGUCUCUCCAGCCACUCGUCGUCAGAUCGUCCAGUUUCCCAGGCAGAAUCCUCCUCGCUCACCUGCAUUCUGCCUGCGCCUGCUGGAUCUGCCCCCGUCCUUCACCGUGCCUCUCCGUUGUGCCCCACCACCUCGUCUCUCCACCCCGCCUUCGCCCUGCCUCACUGCACUGCCUCGCCAUCCAGCCACAACAUUCAAUUAAAGCACCUUUAACCGAUUCCUGUCUCCGAGUCUCGCUUUUGGGUCCCACUCUCAGCUGUUUAACGUGACAGUGAGGUCAAAACGGUAUGGAAUUGUUCUGGACGCCGGUUCAUCCCACACCUCCAUGUACAUCUACAAAUGGCUGGCUGACAAGCAAAAUGACACUGGUAUUGUUACCCAGCACAGCGAGUGUCAUGGAGAAGGUGGAGGGAUAUCCAGUUAUGCAGGUGCUCCUGGUGAUGCAGCGCAAAGUCUGGACGCCUGUCUGGAACAAGCUGUGAAGGAUAUCCCCAAAUCCAGGCACCAUCAAACUCCACUCUAUCUGGGAGCUACUGCAGGCAUGAGACUCCUGAACGAAGUCAAUGCGACAGAGUCUCAGCGGGUGCUGAAGGAAGUGGAAAACAAGCUGCGGUCUUACCCUUUCGACUUCAAAGAGGCGAGAGUGCUGAGUGGAAAGGAGGAGGGGGCUUACAGUUGGGCCACAGUCAACUACUUACUUGAGAACUUUGUCAAGUAUGGUUUUGUCGGGCGUUGGCUGAAUCCAGGCAGAGAGACAACUGGAGCUUUGGAUUUAGGCGGAGCUUCCACACAGAUCACUUUUGAGACCUCGGAAGAGGGGGAGGACAAAGACAAUGUGAUGGAGCUGAAGCUUUAUGGACGAACCUACAGACUAUACACCCAGAGCUUCCUGUGCUACGGCCAAGUGCAGAUCCUGCAGAGGCUGCUGGCUCAUCUUAUCACGACUCAAGGUGUGAAACCCGUGGUGUUACAUCCCUGCUAUCCACGACAGUACAACACAUCUAUCAAGCUGGGAGAGGAUGUCUUUGAUUCUCCGUGCACUAAGCGCUACAGACCAGCCCAGUUCGACCCCCAGAUGUCUGUAUCAGUGGUGGGCACAGGAGAUUAUCAGAGCUGCCGGGACAACGUAAAAUUGUUGUUCUCCUUCGACAACUGUUCUUACUCCAAGUGCUCCUUUGAUGGAGUCUUUCAGCCCACCCUGAGAGGAAGAUUCAUGGCAUUCUCUGCCUUUUUCUACACACUUAGCCAAAUGAACCAACUCACCGACAUCUCCAUCACAUCCCCCAGCCGAAUGGAGGAGGCAAUCGUACGAAUCUGCAACAUGACCUUCUCUGAGUUGACUGAAAAUCCAAACCUGAAGGAGAAAUUCAUAAAGCAUUCCUGCGCCAUGUCCAAUUACAUCCGCGUCCUCUUACUGCAGGGCUACGGUUUCAAUGAGCGCUCCUUUUCUUCCAUCUCUUUUCAGAUAAAGGCAGGAGGAGCAUCUGUAGGCUGGGCUUUAGGGUACAUGCUGAAUCUGAGCAAUAUGGUACCAGAAGAGAGACUUGGACUGAUGAAGGCUCUGCCCAUAGGGCCCUGGAGGGGCAUUCUCUUCCUCUUCAUUGCCAUCCUCCUUAUUGUGCUGGGAUACCUACUGAUGAUGAUCUACAGGAAUUUAAAAACUAAAGAGGGCAUGGUGUAAGAGCAACGGUGACCCACCUCUCAGUCCAAUUCAUAUUCCUCUGAAAGCAGAUGUAUUCUUUAUUGUCCUUUUCCAAGGAAAUUUGUCUGAUCACAGUCUGCACAGAGCCUCACAUAAACAGGAAUACACACACCAUAACUACACGAAAGACAUCAGAUACAUCUACAUUAAUAAAUAUACACACAUAGCACCUACACACAUUACAGUUAUCUGCGUGAAGAAUGGGUUGAGGGGGAAUCAUGGGGUCGUGUAUUUUAGUGUGUGCUCUGCAUGUGAUGGCUUUGCUAUUGAGGUCUGAGACGUUAGGGGUGGGGAGGUCAAUUUAUUUGUGGCCAUUGUGUGUGAUUUGCAUGAGUUUCUGCUGGAGGGAGUUAAAGGGUAACUUCGGUAUUUUCCAGCCUGAACAAUAUUUUCCCUUUUUUGUGUCUAAGUGACUAAUUAGGACAACACUUUUUGAAAUUGGUCCACCAUUGAGCAAGACCGCUGCAGCCUGCAACGGCGAAACGACUGCUGCUUCCUUAUCCCACCAGUGUUGUCACAGGUCAGCUUAGGACCCAAAUGCAAACACAACCAGGAAACUGGAUGGUUAGAGGCAGUUUAUUGUAGUUCAUAAAAGUGGUGCUGAAGGCUUAAAUGAAAUGAUGGCUGAGGCGGGCACGGAGUUCAUCCUAAUAUCCCUCCUCGGCUCCUCCGUCCUCUAUCCUCGAUCACUUGAGCCGGAAAUUGAUUGAGACUCACCAUCUUGUAGGACGUCUCAAUACGUUAAAUGCACUUGGAGGAGUCGAGGAGCUGGGGAGAGGGGAGGCUUUCAGCGGGGAGGGAAGUGAGUAGCCUAUAGACGAAUUCGGCAAGCGA
Molecule: messenger RNA, 3813 nt
Organism: Epinephelus moara (kelp grouper)
Lineage: Eukaryota; Metazoa; Chordata; Actinopteri; Perciformes; Serranidae
Product: ectonucleoside triphosphate diphosphohydrolase 2-like
Exons: 10
Coding region: 1603-2958 (451 amino acids)
Biological process (GO): nucleoside diphosphate catabolic process
Cellular component (GO): plasma membrane
Molecular function (GO): GDP phosphatase activity; UDP phosphatase activity
Source: RefSeq, a predicted model, not a curated record